Molecule: messenger RNA, 981 nt
Organism: Aspergillus calidoustus
Lineage: Eukaryota; Fungi; Ascomycota; Eurotiomycetes; Eurotiales; Aspergillaceae
Source: the annotation of a GenBank genome assembly
AUGGACUUCGUCGCUCAUGCGGUCGAUUCCGCGCUUUCCAUGGCCAACAUGGACGCGGUUGACGCCCUACGAACCUUCUUUGUUUUUGCAGCUUGCACGAUCCUCUCCGUUAGUCUACCAGAUUCACUUCGGUCGCGCUUCAUCCCCUACGGCGCUCGUGCGACCUCGACAGCUGCAGUCGAGACAGAGACACCCGCGUCACCAGCCUCGCCCUUGAGCGCGUCGCCAGUAACACGCACCCUCGAUUACAUUGCCACACUGAGAGUCCCUCACAGCUACUUUACGCAGUUCUACGUAGUUUCUGUGCUGUCCUCGAUCUUCUGGGCGCUGCAGCUGCUCUUUCACGGCGCCGCGUUCCAGGCUAUUGCGACUAGAGUCGGCCCGGAACACUUGCAUCAAGCAAUCUCGAUUAACCAGAUUAUGCUAUGCUGGGGCUUGAUGUUGAUCCAGGGGCUAAGGCGACUACACGAGUGUCUUAGCUUCUCCAAGCCUUCUCCGUCGGAGAUGUGGUUUGUUCAUUGGCUCGCGGGCAUUGCAUUUUACCUGGCAGUGCCGGUUGCAAUCUGGAUUGAGGGAGCAGGAACGGUGCUUUCGCACGAGCUGAGCCUAGACGACUUUAGCUUAGCUACCCGGUUUUCCGGACGCACGCUCUUAUGCCUCCCGAUCUUUAUCCUCGCAUCGGGCAUUCAACACGACUGCCACCACUAUCUUUACUCGCUGAAAAAGUACACAUUGCCCACCCAUCCUAUGUUUAGCAAAUUCGUCUGCCCGCAUUACACAGCCGAAUGCAUGAUUUAUCUGUCCAUCGCGCUAUUGGCUGCCCCCAAGGGGGAGAUGGUCAACAAAACCGUGCUCUCCGCCCUCGCAUUCGUCGUAGUUAAUCUAGGCAUCACAGCCUCGACGACGAGACAAUGGUACAGACAGAAGUUCGGCGAGGAGGCUGUCCGAGGGAAGUGGAACAUGAUUCCUAUCAUAUAUUAG